Molecule: messenger RNA, 733 nt
Organism: Ictidomys tridecemlineatus (thirteen-lined ground squirrel)
Lineage: Eukaryota; Metazoa; Chordata; Mammalia; Rodentia; Sciuridae
Gene: Cacfd1
Product: calcium channel flower domain containing 1
Biological process (GO): vesicle-mediated transport
Cellular component (GO): membrane
Source: RefSeq, a predicted model, not a curated record
UCUCCCACAAGGCAGCGCGCGGGCGGACACGGUCUUUGUGCCGGCCCGGGGCUUCACCAAGGCGCCGCGGCAGCAUGAGCGGCUCAGGCGCUGCGGGGGCGUCGGCCAGCCCCGCGCCACCCGCGCAGGAGGAGGGCAUGACGUGGUGGUACCGUUGGCUGUGUCGCCUGUCAGGCGUGCUGGGGGCCAUCUCUUGUGCCAUCUCCGGACUCUUCAGCUGCAUCACUAUCUACCCUUUGAAAAUUGCCGCUGGCGUGUGGAUGAUCAUGAACGCCUUCGUGCUGUUGCUGUGUGAGGCGCCCUUCUGCUGCCAGUUCGUGGAGUUUGCAAACACAGUGGCUGAGAGGGUGGACCGGCUGCGCUCCUGGCAGAAGGCUCUCUUCUACUGUGGGAUGGCCAUCGUCCCCAUCAUCAUGAGCCUGAGCCUGACCACACUGCUGGGCAAUGCCAUCGCCUUUGCCACAGGGGUGCUGUAUGGACUUGCUGCCUUGGGCAAAAAGGGUGAUGCCAUCUCCUAUGCCCGGAUCCAGCAGCAGAGGCAGCAGGCAGACGAAGAGAAGCUGGCAGAGACCCUGGAGGGGGAGCUGUGACGAGUCCACAGUGGGGUCCAUGGGCUUCUCUGGAGGAAGCAGAGCAUCAGCCCUAUGGGACAGCCUGGGAGAGGACCCCCCACUGCCUGACCCUCUUCUGCCAGCCUGUUCUCCAAGCCUGACUUGGCUGGUGCUCAGGGCCU